Molecule: messenger RNA, 210 nt
Organism: Penicillium canescens
Lineage: Eukaryota; Fungi; Ascomycota; Eurotiomycetes; Eurotiales; Aspergillaceae
Product: cytochrome P450 oxidoreductase
Exons: 2
Coding region: 1-210 (69 amino acids)
Molecular function (GO): iron ion binding; oxidoreductase activity, acting on paired donors, with incorporation or reduction of molecular oxygen; heme binding
Source: RefSeq, a predicted model, not a curated record
AUGGCUCUGAGUCCCUUGACCAAUAUCUCUGCAUUUUUCAAAGGAGCCAGAAUGUGCAUUGGUCAGCAUUUAGCAUUUGCCGAGAUUACCAUCGUCAUGGCGUAUAUGCUCCGGACUUUCAGAAUGGGCAUGUUGCCAGACAGCAUCUCCGGGUUGUUUCAUUACAGUGCCGUGGCGCUGGCCUGCGAUGUGUGUGACUUUCGAGUUUAG